This is a messenger RNA of Phycomyces blakesleeanus NRRL 1555(-), 485 nucleotides long. RefSeq lists its product as hypothetical. The coding region runs from base 203 to 415 and encodes 70 amino acids. The transcript is spliced from 2 exons. The record is from RefSeq and is a predicted model, not a curated record. NCBI's taxonomy places the organism in Eukaryota, Fungi, Mucoromycota, Mucoromycetes, Mucorales, Phycomycetaceae.
GAAGAAGAACAUUAUGAGAUAUGCAUUUUACUUAAUCAUUCUUUUUUUUAAAAAAAAACAGGAACUCGUAAAACUAUGUGUCAUACACUUAACAAGAUGUACAUAGAUGAGGCAACUGAUGCCCAACUUGAAGAGUUACUCACUAAAGCGAAAAUAGUGGAGAGUGUAAGUCUUACAGAUCAGAUAUUGAACUAGAUGUCUAAUGAUUGAGCCACAGGAUAAUGGAUCGUUGGAGCCCAUGGUACGCAAUAUGUUGCUAAGAUUUAUCAGAUCAGUUGAGAAGCGUCUUCCGGAAGAACAAGAAAACCAAGAGACUCAAAAGGCUGUCGAUGAUGAGAAUGACGAGAAUGAGGAAAAUAGGGAGGAUGGGACUAUAGUAAUACCACAGAGGCUAUGGAUACUGCAGAUGCUGUAGAUGCUGUAGAUGCUGUAGAUGCUGUAGAUGCUGUAGAUACUGUAGAUACUGUAGACACUGUGAAUGAUAU